Prorocentrum cordatum is the source of this 543-nucleotide messenger RNA. NCBI's taxonomy places the organism in Eukaryota, Dinophyceae, Prorocentrales, Prorocentraceae. The record is from the annotation of a GenBank genome assembly.
AUGGUCCUCACGGUGGACGUGGUCGUGUCGUCCAUGCAGGCUCUUGUCUCGGCUCAGCAGGCCACGCUGGAGGUGCAGGAGUGGGGCUGUGCUGGGCUGCAAGAUCUCUCCGCGCAGGGCGCCGACACCUGCUUGCGCAUCGAGGAGCAGGGCGGCCUGGAGGUGCUCCUCGCCACGGUGAGGGUGCGGCUCGGCUCCCAGAAGGUGCAGGGCCACGGCUGCGCAGCCAUGGCGAACCUGUCCCGUGGCAGCGUGGCCCGGCAGGCACGCAUCGAGUUCCUCGGGGGCGUCGAGCUCGCCCUCGCCACGUUGCGCGCGCACCCCUACGCCCCAGAUAUCCAGGGCUGGGCGUUGGCGGCGCUGCGGGAGCUGGCCUUCGGCAGCGCGAGCGCCCAGCAGAGAGUCAUGGAUGGCGACGGCGUGCAGCUGGUCGUCCGCGCGCUGCGCGAGCACCGCGACGCUGCGGCAGUGCAGGCUCCGCUUCGUGAUUGGGUGCUACAGCAGUUGCGGCUGGUCCAACACAUUCGGGGGCAGCAGAACUAA